AUUCCAUCGAGGAGAGUGCGACUACUUCGCUGACUGCGGCGACAGCGAUUUCGGCAACAUGGGUGACGUUGUGGGGAUUAUUACUAACGGAUUUUAAUUGGGAGCGACCGGAAAAAUGGCAGAGAGGUUGGAGUGGGUGGAGAUCAUUGAGCCGCGCACGCGGGAACGCAUGUACGCCAACCUCCUCACCGGAGAGUGUGUGUGGGACCCCCCUCAGGGGGUACGUAUCAAGAGGACAGGGGACAACCAGUGGUGGGAGCUGUUCGACCCCAACACCUCCCGCUUCUACUACUACAACGCUUCCACGCAGCGCACCGUCUGGCACCGCCCACAGGCCUGUGACAUCAUCCCCCUCGCCAAGCUACAGACGUUGAAGCAGCAAACGGAUGUGCCCUGCCCGGGAGGGACGGGGGUGGACAGAGGAGGGAGGACGUCAGCUGAUAACAGCCCAGGGAGGGGCAGUGCAGUCAGUAGAGAGGGGAGCACCUCGUCUUCACUGGACCAGGAACUGACCACAUCGGAGAAACAGGGGAAUAGAGAGGAGGCAGAGAGGACCUCUCCAUUCAGGUGGAACACAGGUACUAAGGAGAGGAUGCUGAUCAAGGUGACAGACAGAGAACCCAGCUUCCUUUCUCACCAGGGGAAUGGUUACUCCCCCUGCGACCCCUCCACCCUUACUCCAGUCCCUGCACCCGGCACCGGCACAGCCUCCCGUGCCCGCCGAUCCUCUGGAGGCUCCGCCCCCCCUGACGGCGCCCCAGACGGCUCUCCCAUCCUCUAUGUUGACCGCAACCAGUCACCCUUCCUAAAACGGGCGGAGCUAGGGGGCGGAGGAACAGGGACCCACCGGCGCUCCUCGGCUGACUCACAGCCCCCUUCCCCCCGCUAUGCCUAUGAACCCCCCCUCUAUGAGGAGCCCCCCUCGGAGUACCAGCCCCCGCCCAUCUACGAGGAACCUCCCACGGAUGUGAUGCGCCACCUGAGCUCUGACUCCUCCUCCUUGCUGUACGGCUCAGGGAAGUCCCCCACCCGGGGAAAGCCCUCCUCGGGGACGCCCCUCUACCACUCGCCCAAACAAAGCCACUCCCCCUAUGGUCAGCUAGUGCUGACAAGACAGAAGUGUCCAGAGAAGACGCAGAGUCUGGAGUACAGCCCUGCAGGGAAGGAGUAUGUCAAACAGCUAGUCUAUGUGGAACAGUCCUCCUCCAGCCCGCGUUUUAAGACAUCCGACCGGCUCCUUCGCUACGGGACCUCCACGGCCACCCCCUCCUCCACGGGGGGAUAUGGGGGCUCCUACGGGGGAUCCUACACCCUCCAACACAGCCAGAGUCUGAUCCGGGACCCCCGGCUGCUGCUGGACUACGGGGAGGGGGGCGAAGGCGGGGGCCAGAGGCUGCUCUAUGAGGACUCUAUGUCCUGGAGCUCCAGUCAGCACCACUCACUCUCCCUCUGUGGGUCUGCAGGAGGAGAAGGUUUUGCGCCCGGGGACAACCGCGAACGCAAGACCCGGAAACCCUCCCUGCCUCAGGAGCUGGGGAGUUGUGGAGGGGGUGGUGGGGGGGACCGGGAGGAAGGGCCAAUGUCAGGGACCCUGUCGGAGGCGGUGAUGAACCAGGCCAGGCUGGCAUGGGAGGCCCAGCAGGUGAUGAAGCAGAGGACCAGUUGGGACUCAGCCCCGGGGGGAGGGGGCUCGGCCGGGGGCUCUGCCCAUGGAGGUGGGUCUAAAGACGGGUACGAGAGCGACGGUGCGGUGCCCCUGCCCCUGCCAGGCCCGGUGGUGAGGGCGUUUAGUGAGGACGAGGCAUUGGCGCAGAGCGACGGGCACCACGGGCAUUACCACUGGAAACGCAGCACCUUUGACAGACUGGGCUUCCCUCGGGCACUACUGGAGAAGAGCCUGUCUGUGCAGACCAACCUGGCCUCGCCUGAGCCCUUCUUACACCCCUCACAGUCGGAGGAUCUUGGAGCCUGUGCUCAGUUCGAGGCGAGUCGGAAUGCUCGGAACAUGAUGCCCAGCGCAAGCUGUGGAGUUUUCCCAGAAUUCACCCUGCGGAAGCCGUCCUCGGAGACUGACAUCGAGAACUGGGCCUCCAAACACUUCAACAAACACACACAGGGUCUGUUCCGGCGUAAGGUGUCCAUAGCCAACAUGCUGGCGUGGAGCAGUGAGCCAAUCAGGAAGCCCAUGAUCGUGACGUCAGACCGUGCAGUGAAGAGGGAGGCGGUGGAGAUCUUUAAACUAAUCCAGACCUACAUGGGAGACCGCCGAGCCAAGACUGACCCGCUCACUGUCGCCCUGGAGGUGGCAGUGCGUGGUUGGAGCAGUCAGGGUCUUCGUGAUGAGCUCUACAUCCAGCUCUGUCGUCAGACCACAGAGAACUUCCGCUACGAUAGUCUAGAGAGGGGCUGGGAGCUCAUGGCUGUGUGUCUGGCCUUCUUCCCCCCAACUCCACGCUUCCACUCCUACUUGGAGGGAUACAUCUACAGACACAUGGACCCCCUCAACGAUACUAAAGGAGUGGCGAUAAGCGGCUAUGCCAAAUACUGUUACCGUAAACUGCAGAAGGCUGCUCUGACCGGAGCUAAGAAGGGGUUGCAGAAGCCGUGUCUGGAGGAGAUCAAACAUGCCAGGAACGCCAUCUUCAGCCCCUCCAUGUUUGGCUCCUCCCUGGAGAAUGUGAUGUCACUGCAGAAGGAGCGUUACCCCGACAGCCAGCUGCCCUGGGUCCAAACACGCCUCUCAGAGGAGGUCCUGGGGCUCAACGGAGACCAGACAGAGGGCAUCUUCAGGGUUCCAGGUGACAUAGAUGAGGUCAACGCCCUCAAGCUGCAGGUGGACCAAUGGAAGAUCCCCACGGAUCUGGAGGACCCACACAUCCCAGCCUCUCUGUUGAAGUUUUGGUACAGGGAGUUGGAGGAGCCGUUGAUUCCGCAUGAGUUCUAUGAGGAGUGUAUCACUCACUAUGAUGACCCUGAGGCUGCAGUCAACGUGGUCAUGGGCCUGCCUCACAUCAACAAACUGGUGCUCUGCUACCUCAUACGCUUUCUACAGGUGUUUGGCCAGCCUGCCAACGUGGUGAUCACUAAGAUGGAUGUGAACAACCUGGCCAUGGUGAUGGCUCCCAACUGCCUGCGCUGCCAGUCAGACGACCCACGCAUCAUCUUUGAGAACACGCGUAAAGAGAUGUCCUUCAUCCGCGUGCUCAUCCAGCGCCUCGACACCAGCUUCAUAGAUGGCCUGCUAUAGCCCCCCACUUUUCAACUACUCUACCCUGAAAAAACCACACGGGUCGCCCCCCAAUUUCAAAUGUGCCCAUAAAUCAAGGCCCCACCUGCCCCACAGACCCUGCUCUAGCCCCCCAACAUCAACUGGGAUGACCAGUUGGGAUGCCUCCCAACAACUGCCCCCGAUAUACCCUGCUAUAGCUACAACUACUGAACCCCAAACCAUCCAUCCACACAGGACAGGAUGACCCCCUACCUCCCCGACGGAGCCCCAACUCAGCCUGACCCGGACCCCUGACCUCUAACCUCUAACCCCACCCUACACACUGGGACUUUCGUCUCACACACACUGAUGUACAGGGUUACACACACUCACAUAGACAUACUCUCACAUGUACAUUUACUGACGCGUGCACACACACACACACUCACUUGUAUAGUACACAUCCAUACACACAAUUUUCAAAGCAUACACACAAUUUCUGAAAUCAGGGCGUCGGACCACAAAUCAGCUCAGAGCCCAGAGUUACAGUCAAACUGCCAUCAAAGAAGGUGGAUAAAUUAAGAUGUCCCACUCAGGCCGUUUACCAUUGAUAAGAAUGGUCACAGUUCCGGUCUGCUUAAGGGAUGACUCUCUCAUAGGUACCAAUGCAUUUGCAGCUGAGUCUGGUCUGCUUAGUUCAUUGACUGUAUAUGAACCAGAAAAAAUGAGCGUGUGAGAUGUCUCGCUCCCUCUUCUGUCUCUGCUGCCAUGAAGCCCCGUCAGUCCGACUGCACUGUUGUCACCAACCAACUGAUGUCAAUAACGUUUUUAAUUGGGGGGGUUUUUGGGACGGUGGGGGCGGUGGGGGCGGAUCCAGGUCAGGUGCUAGAGGGGAUCAUCGCAGCACUGCCAAUCAACCGUGACUGUUGCAACCGGAAGUGAUAUCAGACACCCACACAGCCCUUACCACCCAUCCGCCUGGUCCAUAGGCCCUUCUGCCCCCCCAGACAACCACACAACCUCUACCCCUAGAGCCCCUCACCCCUCACUAUCUACCCCCAACACAUCCUCAAGACUGCAUACACCUCUAUACUCUCAUACUGAUAUGAUUUCUGAAUGUCUGAAUUGAGAUCCAUCCACCUCUGUCUGUCUGAGACUGUCUGUCUAUUGUUUACAAAUGAACCUGUCUGUCUCCAUCUACAGGCAGUCAGAAAACUGUACCUGUCUUUUGGACCCAUACACAAGUAUUUUCUCUAAUAGCUGAUUUGACUUGUUAUGGAUAAAAAUAUAUAUAUAAUUGUUUUAUUAAUUGAUUUGUUGUAUUUAACAGAGUUAUGUUUUCUGCCCACUAUUUUAUAUAAUUUAAUGUAUUUGUAUUUAUUUCAGCAAUAUUUCCUUAAUGCCUUUUUAGACAAUAUACUUUAGGAUUCAAGUUGUAUGUGGGUGUGUCCCAAAUGGCACCAUAUCCCCUUUAUAGUGCACUACUUUUGUCAAAAGGAGUGCACUAUAUAGGGA
Messenger RNA from Coregonus clupeaformis (lake whitefish), 4723 nucleotides. Its product is annotated as rho GTPase-activating protein 39. Gene Ontology annotation, molecular function: protein binding; GTPase activator activity. Gene Ontology annotation, cellular component: cytoplasm; cytoskeleton. The record is from RefSeq and is a predicted model, not a curated record. Gene Ontology annotation, biological process: signal transduction. The transcript is spliced from 14 exons. Lineage: Eukaryota; Metazoa; Chordata; Actinopteri; Salmoniformes; Salmonidae. Bases 116 to 3247 code for a protein of 1043 amino acids.